AUGUUGCGUGAUCUCCCUCAUCUAAGUACAUCCAAAUUAUUCAACCACGCCUUGAUUGAAGAUCCAGAGUUUUUACAAUUCGAACAGCUUUUGACUGCAUCACGUACAGAAUCCAACCCGCAACAAACUCAUCUCCAUCAAGUGGCACCUAUCAUCGCAAAUGGACUCUCAGACUUAGGAGGAAGAAUCGAUGGUAUUGAAAGUCGUUUAGAACAACAUUUUCACGAGGCACAGCAGGCUAGGGUGGCUGCAUGUAAUACGGAGCAGAGCAUCAAACGUCUUUUUCAAGGGUUGGCUGGUUUAGCGAAUAGUAUCAAUGAUCCCAUUUUUGCACCAACAUUCACUGGCAGCAGCAACACCAACAGCAUUAAUGAUAACAAUGAUAACAGCAACAGCAACACCAGCACCUCGGACAACAUCAGCACUGAUCAAAAUUAUGGGAUUAAACUUGUUGACAACGUCAUGCAAGCGUGGAAGGAAUGGGAUACAGGUCUUCUCCUUGGGUCUCCAGCAAUAAAAGAUCUCGAAGCAAGGUUUAAUACUGAUUGGCGGAAUUCAGCCAAAGCUCGUCAAAGGUUUAGCAGAUGCAUGAAAAUGAUCAAAGCAAUUGAAAAGAUCAGCAAUGAUGAAGGUGUUAGUAAAGAUGUAGCAGCUUCUCGUCUAGACGAGCGUCGUGCUCAGAAUGGAUGGUCAAUGGAUCGAUUGCAAAAGGAACUCACCAAGAGAGAUGUGUUGGAUAUUAUGCAAGGUUUGGAUUAUGAAUAG
This is a messenger RNA of Lichtheimia ornata, 765 nucleotides long. RefSeq lists its product as uncharacterized. The record is from RefSeq and is a predicted model, not a curated record. The coding region runs from base 1 to 765 and encodes 254 amino acids. Gene Ontology annotation, biological process: positive regulation of ribosomal protein gene transcription by RNA polymerase II. The transcript has 3 exons. Gene Ontology annotation, molecular function: DNA-binding transcription factor activity, RNA polymerase II-specific; RNA polymerase II cis-regulatory region sequence-specific DNA binding. NCBI's taxonomy places the organism in Eukaryota, Fungi, Mucoromycota, Mucoromycetes, Mucorales, Lichtheimiaceae.